This is a messenger RNA of Penicillium malachiteum, 780 nucleotides long. RefSeq lists its product as uncharacterized. NCBI's taxonomy places the organism in Eukaryota, Fungi, Ascomycota, Eurotiomycetes, Eurotiales, Aspergillaceae. The transcript has a single exon. Bases 1 to 780 code for a protein of 259 amino acids. The record is from RefSeq and is a predicted model, not a curated record.
AUGCGUCUUCUUAAUUGGAGCCGGAAUACUCACGGAGAGGAGAACUUGCGAAUUUUCGUCUACUCAGGCCAUGCGUCCAUUUUAGGGAUAACCGGGGCAGAUCGCAGACUUGAACUGGCUGGUCAAUCAAAUCCUGUAUCCGGCCGAUUACAAGGCCCUACAGUCGACUGGUGGGCCGCGCGGUCAUUCCUUGAGGAUUACGAGGGAGAUGUCUGCUAUAUCUUUGAUUUAUGCUCUGUGGUGGCAUUGGAGGCACUCGGUCACGGUGAUUAUGAUGGAGCGGAAUUUAUGGCAGCGUCAGGCUGGGGUCAGGAGGCCACUUCAAACCCUUUCUCUUUUACACAAGCACUUAUUGAUACGUUUACCGCUUUAGAAGGACAAGCAACAAAUCUUGCAGCAAUCUAUGCGCAGAUAUUACGUGAAGCUCAAAGGAAUCAGGUUGAAUCAUGUCCAGUCCAUAUUCCUAAGCAAAAUUCACCAAGCGUUACCAUUGGUCGAACUGCGCAUCAUGCCUUGACCCGAGAUAUAGCAAGCUCUGCGCAUAAAGUCUUGAUUAGUCUCACCGUUUGUGAGGAUGUACCUUUGGAUCUGAAUUACUGGAAAGGUUGGAUAGCGGAUUAUCUUCAUCCAGAUAUUAUUUCCGCCGAUCUCACUGUGGAGGGUGCGCUCCGUGGAUCAGGUAUCAUUUUGUUGACUGUCCCGGUCAAUAUCUGGACAAUGAUGCCCAGAAACAACAAGGCUUAUUCUUUCAUUGCGAAUGUGACCUCUCACAGAAAUUGA